Molecule: messenger RNA, 528 nt
Organism: Anthostomella pinea
Lineage: Eukaryota; Fungi; Ascomycota; Sordariomycetes; Xylariales; Xylariaceae
Source: the annotation of a GenBank genome assembly
AUGACGUCGCUUUACGCCAUCAGCAUUCCGGUUCUGGCCAACGUCCUCAAGGUCACGUCCACCAUCCUCAAGAAGGGCGAGCAAUGGGCCAAGGAGCAGAAAAUGUCCAGCGCUGACCUUCUGGCCCUUCGCAUCUACGACGACAUGCUCCCGCUCGGCAUGCAGGUCUGGAUCAACGUCGUCACGACCAAGAAGGCCAUCGAGCGCCUCACGGGCACCGCGCCGCCGCAGAUCGAGGGCCGCGAGAAGACCAUCGAGGAGCUGUACGCCAUGAUCGACGACACGCUCAAGGAGCUCGCACAGGUGAAGAAGGAGGACGUCGAUGAUAGGGACGGGGUUGAGGUGCCUUGCGUCUUCGGCAAGAACGAGUACAAGACGAGCCUGGUGGAGUAUGUGCACGGAUACCCGAUCCCGACGGUCUACUUCCACCUGAACAUGAUCUAUGCUAUUCUGCGGGGCAAGGGCGUCUCGCUGGGCAAGAUGGAUUACAUGGAGGAGUUCAUGGCUCCGUUCACCAAGAUAAACUAG